CGCCCGUAUCCCCCGGUCCUCCCACAGCCGCCCCCGUUUUCUGUGGAAGAUCGAGGAGGAGGUUUCUUGUCGUAUUUUCAAGCUCCGAUGAGCGAACGAUGUAUGCGUAAGGAGGCGUGCCUUAGAUAACACGACAGAGGAGCCAGAGGAGGGGGUCGAGGUGGCUCUCAUCAGAAUGGCUCCUUAAUGGAAUAAAGGGAAGCCCCACGACAUGAGCAGCCUCGACUCCAGGGGGGGAAACCUGCUGCUGGCACUGAGUUGGCCCUGUUAGUCUGGCACUGGCACUCGUAGCUCUCUGGCGGUGGCACUCUCGGCGCUUGUGACUUGGCCCAGGUAGUUUGUCACUGGCACUCUCGGCUCUCUGGCACUGGCACACUAGGCUCUCGCGAGGUUACCAUGGCAGGCAAAGCGAGUACCCGGGUCCUCCUGGUGACGGCCAACAUCGCCUCGUGCUUUGAACAGCCUGACACCAUGCUGAAGCCAUGGAUCACAGAAUUUUUAAAGACUGUAGAGGACCAUGAGCCACAGUUCAUUGCACUCCACUGCCAGGAGGUUGGAGGGAAGAAUUAUGAAGAAAGUAUGCAGCAUGUUGAGCAUUUUGUCAGGUCACUGCUGAACAGAGGGACUAUGUUACCUUAUGACAAGAUUAGAGUUUUCCUAGAUGAGGAGUACGAGUCUGCCGAAAAGUUCACUGCCCUGGGUAAUCUUUACUUCAUCCAUCAAAACGUUCAAGAUGUACAGAUUUGGGAUUUUGAAGAGAAAAGAUUCACCGACUGUAUAGACAGAAGAGAGUACUCAGGUAAUAUAGAGGAUGUGCCAACCAAGGAGAAGUCAAAGUUCCCUCAAGAGUUCUUCCCCGAGUGCAAGUGGUCUCGGAAAGGUUUCAUGAGAACGAGAUGGUGUUUAAAUGGUACCAAGUUUGACCUUGUAAACAUCCAUCUAUUUCAUGAUGCAUCAAAUUUCAUUGCCAUGGAGGAGUUUCCAUCAGUAUACAGCCUCAACAGAAAGAGAGCACUGGAACACACAUUAGACAGAUUCCACAAUGAUGGCUUUGAAAAUGUUCCUCUCUUCAUAUUUGGUGACUUCAACUUUAGAGUGAACACUCAUGGGGUUGUGCAGAAACUGACAAAUGGGUGCACACCAGAGGAUGCUGAAUUACCCAACACUGGUGAGAAGGCAAAGGAGUACAAGGACAACAAGGGCAAGGUGCAGCUAACCAUUUCUAAGAAGACCUUCAGGCACUCAGAGCACGACACAAUAUUUCUCAAGGAUAACGGCAGCUUGCUAAAAGAGUUUGAUCAGGAAAUUGAUCAGUUCAAGGAAAGAUUAACAGAGUUUCCAAUCAGCUUCCCUCCAAGUUAUCCAUUUGAGGAAGGUGCUGGUGGCAAUGGCUCACACUACAUGAAGACCCGGUGUCCCUCUUGGUGUGACAGGAUCAUCCUCGACAAAGCAGCCAAAAAGCUAGUUGAUUCAAGUAAUGGAAAGGUGGCAUACAAUCUCAUUGGCUUGAAUGUGACAAUGGGUGAUCACAAGCCUGUGGGUCUUUGUUUGGAGGUGGCCGUGGGAGCAGAUGAUGGAACCCCGGUUGAUGAACCUGUGUGGCAGCUCAGGGAGCCGGGGGAGACCGCCGCAGUGUCAGAACAGCCAACGCCAUUGGAAGAAGAGAGUGACCAAGCCCAGGGGACGCUGAGAUUUGUUCCUCAGGGCAUCGUUUCAACCCGCUAUCUAACCUCUCCUGCAACCACUCCUGACUCCCACAUCCAUGUGUUCAGGGAGACAACAGUCUAAUUGGAAACCAGCUCCAUCUCGGUAGCUCUAUGCUGGCUCUGGUGACAUGUUGCUAGGGUGUCACAUUGUGGCAUUCAACUUUUUUUUUUUUUUUUUUCUGGAAAGAUGAAUCCUAUAUUUUGUAUUUAUUAGCUGGUUAUCUGGGUGUACAACUGAGCUUUAAAGUUAUUAUUGGUAUGUAAAGAAAGAGGAAUUAUUUUAAUCUUCAGAAGUCUUUAAAGAAAGCAUAAUAUACUUUAUACAUUUGCAGUGUAAACAAUCUGAAAACAAUGUGUUCAUAAAAUAAUUCCAAUGGUUUUUGAAAGGCCAAUGGUAGUAGAUACUAUUUCAGUAAAGAUUUAAUCACAUAUGGGGAGUGAUUCUCAUGUAUAAAUUGAAAUAUACAAAAGAAAUUUGAAUAUAGCAGGGCAUGGGACAUGGGAUAUACAGUGAUCCAUGAUUUGUUAGCUCUGCCUGGAACAAGAUUAUAUCAGAAUGUAUUAUGAUGUUGUGGCAGUAUAAGUACAUAUUGAAUUUUAUUUUUGUCCCCCUCCCCCUCUGUAACUUGUUUCCCUGGAUAUAGUUGUAAUGGUGCAUAGAAAUAGUUUUAUCCUUCUUUUUUCCGUGCUAGAUAACAUUAGAGAAUAUAUCUCAGAAGUCAGGGUAUACAUCUGUUAUGAUAUUUGAAUGUAUUAGAGAUAUUAACUAUUUUCCUAUCUCUCUUUCUCUCUUUUUUUCUUCUUCUUUUCCUUAGAAAGUAUGUUUUUAAUUAAGAUGUUAACAAACACUACAUUUGAGGUAGCUAGUGAUGUGCCAUGUGAAACAGAUAUAUAGUAUGACAUUAGUGUCGCAUAGUUGUCUGGUACAAGGUGAUGUAUUUACGAAGGUUUAGAGCCAGUUUGAAUUUUCGGCUCAUCCUCAUCCUUGUUCAUAUUUCUUUUAAGAAAAUUCUGUGCCAUUUUAAGGGAUCAUAUUAGUAAGAAUGUGACCAUGAAAAUCAGUAUUAGAUUUUUUUAAAAAGUGAUACUUGAUUUAUAUGUUCUUAUUGUCAUAGGAUAAUUGUGAAUAUUAUUGUCAACAAAGAUUGUGUAGCUGCAGUUUUUAGGAAGUGGAUGUAAUGAAUGGUGGCCUCCUGUGCAUAGUUUCUUAAUUGUUGGACUAAUCACGUUAACAGAAUUGCUAAUAGUUAAAUGUUUAGAUUUACUAUGUUCUGUGACCAAGUGGAGUUAUGCAUUGUGCCCUUGGGAGGUACACAAAAGGGUGCCAAGUUAGAAUAGUACUUAUUUAUUUACCUUUUUAAAUUGAAUGGUUGGAAACUUCCUACCGAAUUUAUGGGUACUAUUGAGUGGAUUUUGAUUUUAGGAGUUUUUUUUUUAUUUGUUUAUUAAAUUUAUAUAUAUGAAAGUGAUUGUACUUUAUAUACAAAAAUAAGAGCAUUUCCUAUUGUACUGAAAUCAUGAGAAAUGCAAAAAGAGUAGGGACAAAGGACCUAUUUGAGGUGAUCAUUAUAUCCUGAACAACAUAUCAAUGUAGACUGUGGAUGAACUGUUAGGUGCUGGGUGCAGAUAAACUUGGUCUUUGUAUUGGCUCAUUUGGUAGUGUCAGAUUAGAAAAGGGGAAUCCCUUGUCACUGUCCAUAUGCAGAUUCAGCUUCAUGCAUUCUCAUUAAAUGGAUGUGAAGGAAUUUCUUUUAGAUUUUAAUAGGUGAAAAGAUAUACUUAGGCAUAUAUGUCCACGUACAUACUUGUACACCUUUUUAAACACUCACAAUUGCACACUCUCACUCACAUUCACACACUCACUUAUACACUCACUUACUCAAUCACUCACUCACUCAUUCUCUCUCUCUCUCUCUCUCUCUCUCUCUCUCUCUCUCUCUCUCUCUCUC
Molecule: messenger RNA, 3655 nt
Organism: Penaeus chinensis
Lineage: Eukaryota; Metazoa; Arthropoda; Malacostraca; Decapoda; Penaeidae
Gene: 5PtaseI
Product: inositol polyphosphate-5-phosphatase A-like
Exons: 14
Coding region: 397-1788 (463 amino acids)
Biological process (GO): phosphatidylinositol dephosphorylation
Molecular function (GO): inositol-polyphosphate 5-phosphatase activity
Source: RefSeq, a predicted model, not a curated record